Eleginops maclovinus (Patagonian blennie) is the source of this 5590-nucleotide messenger RNA. Its product is annotated as 1-phosphatidylinositol 4,5-bisphosphate phosphodiesterase beta-1-like. Gene Ontology annotation, cellular component: nuclear speck; cytoplasm. The record is from RefSeq and is a predicted model, not a curated record. The coding region runs from base 325 to 3921 and encodes 1198 amino acids. Gene Ontology annotation, molecular function: calcium ion binding; phosphatidylinositol-4,5-bisphosphate phospholipase C activity; calmodulin binding. NCBI's taxonomy places the organism in Eukaryota, Metazoa, Chordata, Actinopteri, Perciformes, Eleginopidae. Gene Ontology annotation, biological process: release of sequestered calcium ion into cytosol; phosphatidylinositol-mediated signaling; lipid catabolic process. The transcript is spliced from 32 exons.
GUCUCCCACGAAGGCAUCUGUUUCAGUCUGUCUCUCUGUGAGAUGCAGCACCAACAGAGGAGAGAGGGCGAGACAAAAGGAGGGAGGGAAGGAUAAGAAAGGAGAAGAGAGAGGAGGGAGACAGAGCAGAGAGGAAGAGGAGAGUGGAAGGACUGAGAUUUAAAGAAAAGAGUGAAGAGACAGGAAGCAAUCUAGAGAGGAUGCUGCUGCAGCUUCUGAGGAGUUUGGGCUCGGACACAACAGAGAUGCAGCAUCCAAGAGUGUGAGCAGCUUCCAGUCAGUGUGUGUGUGUCUGUGUGUGUGUUUGUUGGUGUGUGUGAAGCCAUGGCGAGUGCUCAGCCGGGGGUCCAUGCGUUGAAACUCCAGCCUCCCUCCGUCUCUGCCACGCUGAGGAACGGGAGCAACUUCAUAAAAUGGGACGAGGAUCUGUCCACUGUGAAUCCAGUGACGCUUCACGUGGAUCCUCAUGGAUUUUAUCUCUACUGGACGGACCAAAAUAAGGAGACAGAGCUGUUGGACCUAACCUUUGUUAAAGAUGUCAGAACAGGGAGGAGCACCAAAACCCCAAAGGAGGCCAAGCUGCGGGAGCUGCUGGAUAUCGGCAAUCUGGUUGGCCGACUGGAGAAUCGCAUGGUCACCGUGGUUACGGCCUCGGACCUGGUGAACGUCAACCAGCUGAACUUCAUCGCUUCACAGGAGGACGAGGCCAAGGUGUGGUGCGAGGAACUGUUUUCUCUGUCUUCCAAUCUGCUGAGUCACAAUCUCAACAGAGACCACAGUCUGUUGAAAGCGUACGUCAGGUUGACCCUCCAGCCGAACGCGGAGGGGAGGAUCCCCGUGAAGAACAUUGUUCGCCUGUUUUCUUCAGACAGGAAGAGAGUAGAGAACUCCUUGGAGAACUGCAAGCUGCCCUACGGACGGGGCGACAGCAUCAAACUGGAGGACUUCACGCCCGAAAUCUACAGGAGCUUCUUGGAGAGCCUGUGUCCUCGCCCUGAGCUCAGCAGCAUCUUCAAACUGCAAGGGUGGGAUGACCGGACGCUGUCUCUGGAUCAGAUGACAGACUUCAUCAACAACAAGCAGAGAGACCCCCGCCUCAAUGAGAUCCUGUACCCCCCCCUCCGGCCUGCACAGACUCACUCUGUGAUGGAGAGACACCAGCAGGACCAGGAUCAGCUGAAGAAAGGCGUGAUCUCCCUGCAGGCGCUCUCCAGUUAUCUCUCCAGCGAUGAGAACGGGAUCAUCCCUCCGGAGAAACUGGAUCAGUCUGAAGACAUGAGCUUCCCGCUGUCGCACUACAUCAUCAACUCCUCACACAAUACAUACCUGACAGCGGGUCAGCUGGCGGGCAGCUCCUCGGUGGAGAUGUACAGGCAGGUCCUGCUGGCCGGGUGCCGCUGCGUGGAGUUAGACGUCUGGAAAGGACGGACGGCGGAGGAGGAACCGGUCAUCACGCACGGCUUCACCAUGACCUCGGAAAUCUCCUUCAAGGAAGUGCUAGAAGCCAUUGCAGAGUGUGCCUUCAAGACCUCACCGUUCCCUGUCAUACUCUCCUUUGAAAACCACGUGGACUCGUCGAAGCAGCAGGCUAAGAUGGCUGAAUACUGUCAAUCUAUUUUCGGAGACGCGCUGCUGAUGGAGCCUCUGGACAAAUACCCUGUGGAGGCGGGCGUCCCCCUGCCCAGUCCUCAGGAGCUGAUGGGAAAAAUUCUCAUCAAAAACAAGAAAUCCCACAAACCCUCCGCCAACACGGACACCAAGCGACUGACGGACCAAGCGGCCAAUCAGAGCAACGAAUCGGCGUCUCCUAGCAACAACACGGGAGUGUCAGCCGAACACACAGGGUCAGGUUUACAGCUGUUUGAUGUUAACAAACGAAGAAGAGUGGAUCAAGAGACGAUGAGGAUGAAGACUUGUUUAACUUUAAUUUUAACAGAGAUGGAGGCUGAGAGUGAGGAAGAGGAUGAUGAUGAAGAUGAUGAUGGUAAAAAGGGCUCAGCCGAGCGGGAGGCCGUGGCCACAGAGGAGAUGUCCACUCUGGUGAACUACGUCCAGCCAACCAAGUUCAACUCCUUCGAAGCUUCAAAGAAGGCAGCCCGUUGUUACCACAUGUCGUCCUUCGUGGAGACCAAAGCUCUGGAGCAUCUCACAAAGUCACCGGUGGAGUUUGUGGAAUAUAAUAAAUCCCAGCUGAGCCGGAUCUACCCAAAAGGAACCCGAGUGGAUUCCUCUAACUUCAUGCCCCAGCUCUUCUGGAACGCCGGCUGUCAACUCGUGGCUCUCAAUUACCAGACUAUAGAUUUGUCCAUGCAGCUGAAUCUCUUCAUGUUUGAGUACAACGGUCGCAGCGGCUACAGACUGAAGCCGGAGUUCAUGAGGCGGCCGGACAAACACUUCGACCCGUUUGCAGAAAACACGGUGGACGGCAUCGUCGCUAACACCCUCUCUGUGAAGGUGAUUUCAGGACAGUUCCUGACUGAGCGGAGGGUGGGUGUGUACGUGGAGGUGGACAUGUUCGGCCUUCCUGCAGACACCAGGAGGAAAGCCCUGAAAACUAAAACGUCUCAGAACAACAACGCCAUCAACCCGGUGUGGGACGAGGAACCCAUCAUCUUCAAAAAGGUGAUUCUUCCCACUCUGGCCUCGCUGAGGAUCGCUGCUUUUGAGGAAGGAGGGAAGUUCAUCGGUCAUCGGAUUAUUCCAGUGUCUGCUAUCAGACCAGGUUAUCGUUACAUCAGCCUGAGGAACGAGAAGAAUCAGUCUCUGAUUCUGCCAGCUGUGUUCGUCUACAUCGAGGUCAAGGACUACGUCCCAGACACCUUUGCAGAUGUGAUCGAGGCUCUGUCCAACCCGAUCCGAUACGUGAACCUCCUGGAGCAGAGGUCCAAACAGCUGGCCGCUCUGACGCUGGAGGAUGGGGAGGAGGACACACAAACUGAGGAUGAAGCAGAUACCUGUGCAGAGCGUAAGGCUGAUCUGAAACCAGCUCCUCAGGAGAAUGGGUUAAGCCCCGCCCCCGGUCCUACAGGCCACACCCCCAUCACCACCACGCCCAAAGCCUCCGCAGCCAAUCAGCAAUCAGCUUCGACAGAAGCAGCCAAACCAGCAGCAAAGACUGAAGAUCUGGUGUUGAGUGUUUUAAUAGAUGUCCCGGUGUGCUCGAUGGAGGCUCUGCAGCAGUCCAAGGUUUACCAGAAGGAGCAGCGGCGUCAGUUCAAGGAGCAGAAGGAGCUGGUGAGGAGGCACCAGAAGAAAACCUCCGAACUGCUCCGAGAAAUCAACAACAAGUACAAGAAGACGGCCCGCCAGUGCAGCAAGAGCAGGGCUUCGGGUUCGGACGUUGAGAAGGACGAGCGUCUGCAGCAGCUGAGAGACGAGCAGCAGCAGCAGCUCCUGGCUCUGAGGCAGGAGCAGUACUACAGCCAGAAAUACCUGCAGAGAGAACACAUCAAAAUGCUGACAGAGAGGCUGGGCAGUCUGGCUGAGGAGAGUCACAACACGCAGAUGAAGAAACUCAAAGACAUCUGCGACAAGGAGAAAAAGGAGCUGAAGAGACAGAUGGAUCGAAGGAGAACAGAGAAGAUCAACCAAGCGAAGACCAAAGAGAAACAUCUGGCAGAAGAGGAGAAGACCGAGAUCAAUAAAUCCUACGUCAAUGAAGUCGUCCAGAACAUAAAACGGCUGGAGGAGACUCAGACGAAGCGCCACGAUCAGCUGGUGGAGCAGCACAACGAGCUCCUGCAGGAGAUACAGGACCUGAAACCAAAGCUGCAGGGAGCGGUGGAGGCGGAGUUCCAGGAGAAGUUUCAGUGUUUGCCCGGAGAGAUCGAAGACUUCCUGCAGGACAGGAAGGCCGAGGUCCGGAGUCACAGCAAGUCCCGCUCAUCCACUCCCCACGAGGGUCUGUCGGAGGAGGACUGAGGGGGAAAUGUGAGGAAUGGAGAAAGCACAGAAGGAUCAAAAAUACCAGGAAGGGAGAGACUGUUACUUUACUUUCUCAUGGGAGAAUGCUUUAAUGAUUUAUUUUCUACUUCCAUUCAAGCAUGCACUUUCAGCGUUUAAUCCAAACUUCUUUUGUUUAGUUAUUUUGACAGACAAUCUAACAACCCAACUGCUUGAACUGCAUGACAUCUAUCUAUCUAUCUAUCUAUCUAUCUAUCUAUCUAUCUAUCUAUCUAUCUAUCUAUCUAUCUAUCUAUCUAUCUAUCUAUCUAUCUAUCCAUCUAUCCAUCUAUCCAUCUAUCCAUCUAUCCAUCUAUCCAUCCAUCCAUCCAUCCAUCCAUCCAUCCAUCCAUCCAUCCAUCCAUCCAUCCAUCCAUCCAUCCAUCCAUCCAUCCAUCCAUCCAUCCAUCCAUCCAUCCAUCCAUCCAUCCAUCCAUCCAUCCAUCCAUCCAUCCAUCCAUCCAUCCAUCCAUCCAUCCAUCUAUCCAUCUAUCCAUCUAUCCAUCUAUCCAUCUAUCCAUCUAUCCAUCUAUCCAUCUAUCCAUCUAUCUAUCUAUCUAUCUAUCUAUCUAUCUAUCUAUCUAUCUAUCUAUAGAUAUCUACCUGACUUUAAUGUGCAUACUGUACACUUCUCAUUGGAAAAAACACACACACCUACAGAAGUGCAUCUAAUUUCCUGUAAUAUUUCAAAAGAUAAUCGACCUUUUCUUUCUUCUGUUUCUUAAAUUAAUGAUUCAUUUAGAAGCCGACAGUCAUCUGUACAAAAAACCCAUAUUCAGAAUAUGUUGAAUUUCUUAUUUUAUGAUGAUUUUGAGUGAUCAAUAAUCUGAAUGAGUUUAAUCUGAAUGCAGAUACUAAGGAAACAGGUUCAGUUAAUAUAUCUGUACUCUGUAUUUUACAAGGUUUAUGCUAUGGACGGGAAACUUUAUUGCAUCAUCAAAUAGUUUGAGUAUGUUUUUAUUUAUUUAUGAGGAUCUUGAGUAUUGUAUCUCAAAGUUAAGACAUCAUAGCAUGACUGUUAGACAAAGCAGCAUCCAAUCAUGGAUUUACCGACAGCUGGAAGAGCCUCGAAGUCUGCUGCAUGAUUUAUUUGUUCCGAUGUGAAAGAUUCUGAUGAUCUAUUUAUUUAUUUAUUGUUAUUAUCCUCACGAUUAAGAAUAGAGAACAUAUACACUUUAUAAAACCGUUGGAAGAAGAAGAACAUGCUUUUUUUCUUGAUUACUUUUUCUGGCAAAUGGCAGAAUUGUAUCUUUUGUCUGCAUCUUAUUUAUUUCUGAAGUCUACCUUUUUUGUAAAAUAAUGUAAAAUGAAUUUGGCUCGUCACCUUUUGUACAGUGAUCUUCCAGAAACACAUCCUCCAUGUUUUGUUGUCUUCUGGACUAAAGCUGCUGCGUUCAACCAUCUUUUUGCAGGGGAACACUUCAUCAGAUUUAAGCUCCAGUUGAUUGAGAUUAAAAACCAUAUACUGACAUUUUAAAGCCCACAUGUUACCUCUGUAUUCUGCUAACACUUUAGAUGAUCUGGUACAAACAUGUUAAAGUCUGCACAGUUCUCCAACGAAACGCCUUGUUGAACGCAGCCUGCUUUAGUGAUUGAACUGAGCAUGCUUUACUGUCUUCUCCGAAUUGUUUCCUGAAUGCUAUUUUAA